Entrophospora sp. SA101 is the source of this 401-nucleotide messenger RNA. NCBI's taxonomy places the organism in Eukaryota, Fungi, Glomeromycota, Glomeromycetes, Entrophosporales, Entrophosporaceae. The record is from the annotation of a GenBank genome assembly.
CAGCUGUAUCUCAUGCAGAGAUAAUUGAAGGUUAUAAAGCUGGGGCUGAUGCAUUGCAAAAUACUUUGGUUAUAAGUGGUCUAACAAUUGAUAAAGAUUCAAUACUUGUUGCAGCAUUAAAUAAUGAUGUUGACGAUGAAUUAGAAAAAGAAUUAGAGAAUUUAUUAGCUGCAGAAGAAGAAAGAAAGGUGGUGAAAGAAGAAGUGAAGCAACCAAUAAAAGAAAAAAAUCAAGAGUUAGAAAAAUUAGAAACAAAAUUACAUGACUUGAAGAAUUGGAAAAAAAUAAAUGGUGAAAUGAAAGGUAAAUUGAAUAUUAGUGAAAAUAAAGAAAAAGAAUUAAACCAAAAAGUGGAAGUUUUAGAAGCAGAGGAUGCUAUUUAUGAGAAGCAAAUUCCGUAA